UCACUUAAAGCGGCUUACUUUCCGGUUUCUCCUCACUUCACCCGGCUACACUCAGACACGAACUCCACAGAAACUAGCGGAUUUGUUUUGUUAUUUUUUACCUAGAACCAUGGCUCAGGUCAACACCUGCCUCAAACGAGUCUUCACCAUCUUCAACAUUCUGUUCGCGAUUGUUGGUGGUGUCAUCAUUGGGCUCGCUCUGCUGUCUCAGGUCAUCACCAACAUUAAUGGAGGACAAAAUGUGGAGGGUCGGAUGUCUGGCCUCAUCGUCCUGUACGUCGUGGGCAUCGUAACCAUGAUGAUCGCCAUCCUGGGAGCCUACGGAGCCCACAAGGAGAGCAAAGUGUGCCUGAUCAUUUUCCUGGUGUGUAUGGUGAUUGGAAGUCUGCUGAUGCUGAGAACUGGAGUCCCUGUUGCCAUCACCAGACCACAGCUGGAGGGAAUGCUGGAGGAGAGGUUCAGAAACUACCUGCCUCUGGACAAAGCUGAAUAUGAAGUGAGGGACAUGGCCGACACCCUGCAGACACAGCUGCACUGCUGCGGCAUGUUCAGCUACAAGGACUGGGAGAACAACAUCCCUGACUCCUGUCUGUGCAGCCCAGCAGAGAUGGAGGAGGACAAGUGUCAGACAAUCGACUACAACAGCUACAUGAUGCAGGAGAAAUCCAUCUACACCAAGACCUGCUUCCCCAUCAUCAUGCACUAUGUCCUGCUGCUUGUUGACAUCGUGAUUGGCAUCGCCUUCGCUCUGGCCGUGCUGGCGCUGCUGGGCAUGAUCCUGUCCUCCAUCAUGAUCUACCAGAUGCGUUACCCCGACAGACCCACCAUCCUCAUGUCGGUCCCCACCAUCUUCACCACAGCACCGCCAAAAUACCAAGAGCUGCACAACCCCCCACCCUACUAAAGGAACAAUACCACCUCCCUCUUCUGCUGUUAGCUUGUUGUACAGGUUUGGGAGUUCUAGAUGUUUAUGUUCAUGUUUUUCUUCUGUUAGCAGGCUGAGUCCAAAGUGCCUUAAAUCUGAGGACGACCGAGAUUUGGUUCUAAUCCUUUCUGUGAGCUCCUAAUUUGUUCAAGACUUGAAAAACAUUAAUGGUAAAGAUCAUUUUUCUUGUGAUCAUGGGAAAAAAAACAGGAAAAAACACUUUACUAACAUCAUCUCUCUCCUUUUUUCUCAUUCAACACAAACCUAACAAGAGCUUCAUACAGUUGCCCGAAGGUAAUUUCAUGUUUAACGGUGCAAAAAAAAAGCACUUUUACAAAACCACUCAUUCUUAUUUUGUUCAGCUAAUGCAAAUAAAAAAUAAAAGCAAAUGGCUGAUAAACACUUUGAUACCACAAGUGCGAGAGAGAUAGUUUGGCCUGCAGAAGCACUGAAGUAAAGCACAGCAGCAGCGAUAGUUUACUUUUUCCUUCCAAACCUUGAAUGGAGUCAAAUCCACCAGUGAUAUGUUUAUAGAGGAUACCAUUCUCACCUCAGUUACUUCAUUUUUUUUUUUUUUAGAUUAUUAUUUUUAUAUUCUGUACCUUUUGUUAGUGAAUGUGACUAUGGGUCUUUUCUUUCUGUUACUGCCAUCAACAUAAAGUAAAACCUGUUCAAAAGAGAAAAGACCCUUUUAUGAAGCUUUAGAGAUGAAAUUAAAAUAUUGUUCUACAAUAAAUCGUGUAAAAAAAAACUGAAUGUUUACUUACAGAAUGUAAUUUUGUUUGGGUUUAACUGGAAAAGGGAAAAACCUUUUUUUAUUUCAUCUUUUCUUUCUGUUAUGUUUGAUUCUCCAGCUGUGACCUGAAAAGGUUCCUGAGAAUGAAAUAAAUAAAAACUGACAAAAAAAACUGUA
This is a messenger RNA of Lates calcarifer (barramundi perch), 1838 nucleotides long. Its product is annotated as tetraspanin-8. The record is from RefSeq and is a predicted model, not a curated record. Gene Ontology annotation, cellular component: membrane. NCBI's taxonomy places the organism in Eukaryota, Metazoa, Chordata, Actinopteri, Centropomidae. Bases 110 to 904 code for a protein of 264 amino acids. The transcript has 9 exons.